AUGCGACGGCCAACGCCCAACAUUCCGAGCAAGCCGACAACGAGUAAACUUAGUCACUCUCAUUCUCGUCUCUCGCACCGUAAACUCAAGUCUCGGACUCUCGGCCUCUCAUUGUCUCACUCGUCUCACGAGUCACGACUCUCGGCCUCUCACCGACUCAUCUGUCUCACGAGUCACGAUGACAAUGAGUCCGAGUCCUCUUCUAGAGUUCCGGACUUCCGAUCCUGCGAGCUCCGGACUCCAAUCCUCUUCCGAGUCUUCCUUCGUUUUGAUUUUGUAAGUGGGCUUAUAAUAAGGGUUAGUGUUGUUUUUGCACAAACGCAGGGUCCCCUAAACUUCGUUGUUGAAGAUAAUGUCUAUCGAGCAAUUCCCGAGGGAACUGGUGGCAUCAAAUCUAUUACUAACUAUUCGUCGCUCGGAUAUCAAUUCAAAGAUCUCUCUCAAUUGAGAGUGGAUCUAAUGUUGGGGCCUGGAUCACAGGCCUAA
Dovyalis caffra is the source of this 486-nucleotide messenger RNA. The record is from the annotation of a GenBank genome assembly. NCBI's taxonomy places the organism in Eukaryota, Viridiplantae, Streptophyta, Magnoliopsida, Malpighiales, Salicaceae.